GAGACGACGGGCGCAUUGUGUGAUGUUCACGGCUCUUGAACAACGGACAUACAGAGAUUUGGAUUUACCGCUGAGCUGCUGCUCGAAAUGCGUUUUGGGCCUUCCUCCAGACAACACUGGCGUUUACCUGUCCACGGCUGGCUCCUACGUCCAUUAGCGGUAAGAUCAUCCCCUGCCGCUUCUUAUGCAUAAAGAUAAGCUUCGUGGAGAUGCCUUCCAUUAUACUGGAGAAGGAACGGGACGGUGCCAUGUGCAAGACGCUGUUUCUUCGACGCGGAGGAACGUGCCAAGGCGGCUCCUGCGUUCCUUUCCCGACAGACGGCAAUCCUCCAACGACAGGAUCAGUGACUGAAAAAGCAGCGGACCUUGCAAACAGCCUCACCGGGACACUGGGCACACUCAACCCUAUAAGUGCAGCUGCGAAAGCAGCCGGAGGAGUGUCUGGAGCGAUUGGGGCCGCAAUAAAUCUCAUGCCUUCUUCUCUCACAGGGGACCUUGCGAAGGACGUCACCGGGACCUCAAGCGCGCUCGAAACCGCACCUGUCGCCGGGAAAGCAACUGAGACAGUUUCUAAGGCGAUUCGGACCGCAAGCAGUCUCGUGCCUUCACCUCUCAGAAGUUUACUUGCCGCUUCAACAGGGAAAAAGUAAAGACUCCAAAGGCUUUUGG
Ixodes scapularis (black-legged tick) is the source of this 669-nucleotide messenger RNA. RefSeq lists its product as uncharacterized. The record is from RefSeq and is a predicted model, not a curated record. The transcript has 6 exons. Lineage: Eukaryota; Metazoa; Arthropoda; Arachnida; Ixodida; Ixodidae. Bases 210 to 650 code for a protein of 146 amino acids.